AUGACAGACAGAAAGUCCUCCUCAGGUGCUGCCACAGGGGUGAUAUGUGAUGCACAAGAUUUGGAGCCAGAACGGGAGAAGUGUGUGACAGGGGACUCAAAGAGAAAGUGGGUGAUCCCAUCUCUCCAGGAGCUGGAGGAGGUUUUACAUUCAGCUCCACGCUCCUGUCGACAUGGAGACGAGGUGUGGCCGAACCUUGUUCUGGGAGACAUGUUUAUGUCUCAUGACAAGUUUGGGCUCUACCAGCUGGGCAUCACUCAUGUGCUGAAUGCCUCACAUGGUAAACUCUGCUGUAAGGGUAGUGAUGAUUUCUAUGGAACAACAGUGAAAUACUACGGCGUCCCUGCCAACGACCUCCCAACAUUUGACCUCUCACCAUAUUUCUACCCUGCUGCUGAGUUUAUUCACCAGGCUUUGACAUCAGGAGGGAGAGUCUUUGUGCACUGUGCUGUGGGUGUGAGUCGUUCAGCUGCAUUGGUCCUAGCCUACCUGAUGAUUCAUCAUCACCUCAGUCUGUUGUCCUCUAUACAUUGUGUGCAGCAGAAGCGCUGGAUUUUCCCUAACAGAGGCUUCUUGCGACAGCUUAUAGGCCUGGACCAAAAGCUGCAGGAUGAUGCUUUAAAUGAUGGUAUCAGAGCGAGCUCCUGAAUUCUCCCCCUGGGUUUUUAGCAUCAGUGAACAGACCAAUCAAUGCUACAGCAUU
Archocentrus centrarchus (flier cichlid) is the source of this 703-nucleotide messenger RNA. RefSeq names its product dual specificity protein phosphatase 13-like. Gene Ontology annotation, biological process: protein dephosphorylation; negative regulation of MAPK cascade. NCBI's taxonomy places the organism in Eukaryota, Metazoa, Chordata, Actinopteri, Cichliformes, Cichlidae. Gene Ontology annotation, cellular component: cytoplasm. The record is from RefSeq and is a predicted model, not a curated record. The transcript has 4 exons. Gene Ontology annotation, molecular function: MAP kinase phosphatase activity; protein tyrosine/serine/threonine phosphatase activity. The coding region runs from base 1 to 648 and encodes 215 amino acids.